AUGGCAUGCAACCCUAGUUCAUCAUCUUCUAAGGUUGACAGAAAAACCAUUGAGAAAAACAGAAGGAUUCAAAUGAAGGCCCUAUACUCCAAGCUCCAUUCUCUUGUUCCUCAUGACUCUCCUAGGGGUAUGGUAUCACAACCAGAUCAACUACAUGAAGCUACAAACUACAUUAAGAAAUUGCAAAUAAAACUGGAGAAGAUGAAAGAAGAAAAGGAAAACUUGAUGCGGAUCAAGAAAAGAAAAGGUACGAGUUUGGGGCAACAAAGCACACCACGGAUUGAUGUUCGUGAAAUGGGGUCAUCUCCUGAAGCAAUUCUCAUCACUGGGGUUGAUUUUCAGAUCAUGUUAAGUGAAACUAUUCGUGUGAUUCAUGAAGAAGGCUUUGAUGUCAUCAAUGCUAGCUUUUCUAUCAUUAAUGAUAUUGUUGUUCAUACCAUACAUGCUCAGAUUGGAGAGACUUAUUCCUCAGAGAAUGGUAUUUCGAGGAUCAAAGACAAACUAAAUAACAUUGUGUAUAGCACUUGA
Messenger RNA from Helianthus annuus (common sunflower), 528 nucleotides. Its product is annotated as transcription factor bHLH162. Gene Ontology annotation, biological process: regulation of transcription by RNA polymerase II. The coding region runs from base 1 to 528 and encodes 175 amino acids. Gene Ontology annotation, cellular component: RNA polymerase II transcription regulator complex. The transcript has 3 exons. Gene Ontology annotation, molecular function: RNA polymerase II transcription regulatory region sequence-specific DNA binding; protein dimerization activity; DNA-binding transcription factor activity, RNA polymerase II-specific. Lineage: Eukaryota; Viridiplantae; Streptophyta; Magnoliopsida; Asterales; Asteraceae. The record is from RefSeq and is a predicted model, not a curated record.